This is a messenger RNA of Trichosurus vulpecula (common brushtail), 3069 nucleotides long. Its product is annotated as kinesin-like protein KIF19. Gene Ontology annotation, biological process: microtubule-based movement. The coding region runs from base 1 to 3069 and encodes 1022 amino acids. The transcript is spliced from 20 exons. The record is from RefSeq and is a predicted model, not a curated record. Gene Ontology annotation, molecular function: microtubule binding; ATP binding; microtubule motor activity. NCBI's taxonomy places the organism in Eukaryota, Metazoa, Chordata, Mammalia, Diprotodontia, Phalangeridae.
AUGCUCAUUGUCCUUAUGCCCUCCCGGCUCAACGCGCCCUCAACCGAGGAGCGCUCUUCCCGGGCCAGCAGCGGGCUCGGGGGCCGGAGCAGCCCGGCCAUGAAGGAGCUCCCAGCUGAGCCUAAGGACCAGCAGCUCAUGGUAGCACUUCGGAUCCGCCCAAUUAAUGAUACUGAACUGGAUGAGGGAGCUUCAGUCAUUGCCCACAAAGUGGGUGAUCAGAUGGUGGUGCUUAUGGACCCAGACGAAGAUCCAGAUGAUGCUUUGAGAGCCAACCGUUCCCGUGAAAAGACAUUUAUAUUUGAUAUUGUUUUCGACCAGCAAGCUUCCCAGGAGGAGGUGUACUGUUCCACAACUCAACACUUAGUGGAAGGAGUAAUUUCUGGAUACAAUGCAACAGUCUUUGCAUAUGGCCCAUCAGGAGCUGGUAAAACUUACACUAUGCUGGGGAUGGACUCUGAGCCUGGAAUCUAUCUCCAGACAUUGAAUGAUCUCUUUCAGGCCAUUGAAGAGACUAGUGAUGACAUGGAAUAUACAGUUUCCAUGUCCUACCUAGAGAUUUAUAAUGAAGUAAUCCGUGACCUCCUGAAUCCAUCUUCAGAAUUUCUGGAGCUGAGAGAAGAUUCCAAAGGAAGCAUCCAGAUAGCAGGAAUUACUGAGGUCUCCACCACAAACGCCCAAGAGAUCAUGCAGCUGUUAAUUAAAGGGAACAAGCAGCGGACUCAGGAACCCACAGCAGCAAACAAGACUUCUUCCCGUUCCCAUGCUGUCCUGCAAGUCACUGUGAAACAAAGAAGUCGGGCGAAGGAUCUUUCUGAGGAAGUUCGAGUGGGAAAGCUUUUCAUGGUCGAUUUGGCAGGGUCAGAGAGAGCAUCCCAGACGAAGAACCGAGGCAAGAGAAUGAAGGAGGGAGCUCACAUCAACCGUUCUCUGCUGGCUCUUGGCAAUUGCAUUAAUGCACUGAGUGAAAAGGGGGGAAGCCGGUCCCAGUAUGUAAAUUUUCGGGAUAGCAAACUCACACGCUUGUUGAAGGAUGCCUUAGGAGGGAAUAGCAGAACUGUGAUGAUUGCCCACAUCAGCCCUGCUAGCACUUACUUCGAAGAAUCCCGGACAACCUUGAUUUAUGCCUAUCGAGCGAAAAAUAUCAAGACCAGGGUUAAACGUAAUCUACUGAAUGUCUCCUAUCAUAUCGCCCAGUACACUGAUGUAAUUUCAGACCUACGCAGAGAGAUAGAACAUCUGAAAUCAAAAACUGAGACGCAAGAAAAGGAGAAGAAAAAUGGACCUGAUACCAGAGAUGUGCAAGAGGUCCAUCAUGACUCAGAGGAAGACAGCCGAAUGCAGAUGAAUAAGAUUCGGGGACAAUUGAUUAGUGCAUUCAAAGAGCAGAUGGAAAUGAGACGGAGCCUUAUGGAAUUAGAAAACACAAAUAUUGAGCUGCAUAUUGAUACUUCCCGGCAUCUCUUGACAAUAGCUGACUGGGAACGAGAAAAGGCCCAUCAGGCUCACAAGGAGAAGGAUGAUGAAAAUGUGGAGGUUGAUGGUGAAGGAGAGGAGGGAGAGUCUAAUGAACCUCAUGAGGUUUCAGUGGCCAGAGAGGAGAUCAACAUGCUCUUGGCGGAGCAACGGAAAACAGCAGCCCUAAAGGCUGGGCUAGAGCAACGCUUAGCCAACACCAAGAAGAAAGCCUCCCAGAUGGAGAAAUUGUUGCCCAAACAAAUAAUUAACAAGGACCAGAGGGAGGUGCUGAGGCUUCUCUGUAAAGCUCACGAGCUGGAGGUAGAGAACACAGAGCUUCAGGCAAACAACUUGUACCAGAAGAACCUUUUGUGCCAGAAGGAUUUUGUGAUUCAGCGGUACCAUCAGCACAGGCUUCUCUGUGAGGAAAUCAUUCAGCAGCAGCGGGAGCUGAUAAAGGGUAACUGGAUUCCUGUACCAGAGCCACUGGAAAAGAGAUAUCGACUUUACUCUCAAGAAUUAGAGGAGGGGACCCUAAAUCGUCUACUUCUGCUCCACUCAGUGAUGUUUAACUCCCUCAGGGAUGGUUCUGUUCUGAAUAUAGCUCAACAGAUGGAGCUGCAUAAAGAGGAUACCAACAGAGACCAGCUUGACAAUAGGAAAGAUCUUCCUUGGGGAGCAAAGUUUGAACUUCCACCUAUCGUUAUAGAGCCAGACAGUGAAGGUUACAAGUCAUCAAAAGUCACUCCAUCUAAAAAACCAGGAAAGAGAGAUUCUCUUCUCACUCCGACUUCGUUCCGCCUCCUGAUAACUCCUCCAGUUCAUGAGAAACCUAAUUCUCUCAGCAUGAAAAAGAUGGUCUCCAAGUUAUGUUCUCCCACCAGUCUGGAUUUAAACAUGAAAAAAUUGGGUGAGGAUGUACCUGCCACCUCACUGAGUGCAGAGGCCUUGAAAGAGAUAGCAGUGAGUACAAAGAGCAUCUCUCUCAUUGCGGCCAGCAGGCGCUCCAAGACCCACGACCAAGAAGGAGGAAGCAGCCUUUCCACGAUGCAUUUGCUUGACGAGGGGGCAUCAGAACCAAAGUACUGGAAGCCUAAUCUGACUCCUGACCUGACAGAGUCUCAGAGGAAAGCUCAGACUGACAGGAAGCAAUUGCAUUCUAGUCCUAGGAGGGGAAGACAGAGACACAGCUCCCUGGAGCGCAGAGCCAGGAAGAAAAGAUCCCCCUCCUGUAUAAGAAAUGCUCAAAUGGGAACUGAGAAGCUCCCAAUUCCCAUGAUAGACCACCCUUCUGAAAAUCCAUCACCCCAAAGUCACCCCAUGCAACACUCUAAGACCACCAAGACCCUGUUCCCUGCAGUUCCUGUGGCCACCAAGACCAAAUUCCCCACCAGUCACCAUACAGAUGAAAACACACUGCAGGUACCUGAGAUAAGCUUCACUUUUCCCAGUGCCAUCUGGCAAUGCAAUCCAACACAGAACAGAGGGCCAGUCUUCCCCAGAGAGGUCAAAGGGUCUGCAGAUAAUAACACCAGUCAUCAUAACAUCAUAACUGGAAUCACCCGAAAACAACUGGGAGACAGUGCGAAGAAACAGGGGAGACCAAAAUAA